Molecule: messenger RNA, 915 nt
Organism: Penicillium egyptiacum
Lineage: Eukaryota; Fungi; Ascomycota; Eurotiomycetes; Eurotiales; Aspergillaceae
Source: the annotation of a GenBank genome assembly
AUGAUUCAGCGAAACAACCUUAGAAGGAAAAGUGCGGUGCUUUGCUUUGCCAAGACGACGUUGCCCAUGCCAGAACACGCUAUGUCUGGAGUUCUCAAUUAUAUUCUUGUGUUCUACCUCGAGCCUUUUUAUACCAAUAUGCCUUCAGAGACAGAACACCCAAAGGCUUCUAUGUGGGAUCUGCCUCCAGAACUAGUGGACCAGAUAAUUGACCUGCUCCCUAUAGAGUCUCAGGUUUACCUUGCACUCAGCUGCAGGUCUUUAUACAGACGCUAUCAACACGUUUUGGCACAAGACGAAUUUGCCUUCCCUAGAUAUGAAUCCGGCCUAGGUUGGCUUCCAUAUGGGCUUCUAGAUGAAAAUUCGAAUCGCGAAUACAAUUUCCGCCGUCAACUUCUUUGUCGUCUUCAAGGACCUAGAAGACUCUACUGUUCCUCAUGCAGCAAGUUACACCUGACCAACGAGUUUGGUCUGCUGUCGAAUAUAGUACCCCGGAUUUGUGAACGUCUGUCCCGCAGUCCGUUGAAUAUCAGAGCAAUGACUCGAACGCUGGAAGGAUCUCAACGUGAAUGGCUCGAAUGGCGCCGUUGCUCAGUCACAAUCCAACCCGAAGUGGUUGCUGAGCAGAAGCUCUACAUUUCGCCAGAUGAGCAGACAUUCUUGCGGGUCCGAAGCCAAUGGGAAAUUACUUACAAAGAGGAAACAAAUGAUUGCCCAAAGAUUGAGCGCUUUUUUGGCUGUCCCCAUCGAUGUAUGCUCCCAGAAUUUCCAACAUCUCGUUCGCGGAAACGAUUUAACAAAUGCUAUGAGUGCAACCUCUGUAUAAAGACCCACUGGAAUGAGGUUGACAGAAGCGUGUUUCAAGUUGAGAUAACACGGACAGUCGAUACUCGUGAGAUUUUGAGAAGUAGAUAA